UUUAGAAAUAUUUUCCUGUGCGUUUGUAACUGGCUAAGAAAAAUAAAUGCAUAUUAUUCUUGUGAAUGGUUACAAUAAAGUGACCAUUCACUGAUGAAAACUUCUUUAGUAAACAUCCGCAAGUUUAAUAGCUUAAACAUAGAUUAAUAAAAUAGUCAGUUUCCAAUUAGUGCAAAAUUAUACAUUUGUAAAAUAUGUUUUUUAUUGACUCGAAUUUUAGACAAAACAAGCAACAUGUGCUAGUAGUUUGUGCUAUUUUAGUCAUCAGAGUAAAAAACAUUUGAACAAUCAGCGAUUUAACCCCAAGAAAAAUGACCGGACAUAUUUCAGACUUCUCAACCCAGAAUCUUCUCACUAGAUUUAAGACUUGAAACCUAAAAGUUCAGAAAAAUCACAAAAAACAAACAAACAAGAAGAACACCUUCUUAAAUAAAGUUAGAAGCUUAAGAUAUAGCGAGUAAGUUGCUCUACAUGUUUCAAAAAUGUCCCGCUAGUUUGGCGGGUAACUGAGUUGCGAUCAGUUUUUUUUCACAAUUCUAUUAUAAAAUGUUUAUUAUUUAAUCAAAAUAAAGUCUCCGCUUUAGAAAAACCAAACUUUUGGAGAAACCACGUGAGGCAUAAGACAGCCGACGAGUUCUUUUGAGUUCAUCAUUUUCCCUUUGUUUUUCAUCAAACUUCUCUAAUGUGUCGACUUGUAUGUUGUCAAUAAAGUUUGAAAUCUCGUGCCUAGUGUGAUGUCAUCGACUCGCAAACAUGAAAAGCAAAACUAGGUUUAAAAAAAAAGUUAUAUUUUGUGAAACUGUAUCGUGGCAAUAACCGUUUCAUUACCCAGCUCUCUUCUUAUUAUCAGUGUACAUCUGAGAGAGAAAAAAAGCUACAUCUCUGGAUUGUAUCUUUAAGCCUGUGUUUGUUUAACAGAACCCAUCUGGAAGUGUUGCGUUAAGUUCCACCAGCCUCACUGUUCGUGUGUCGCUAAUGUGCAGCGAGGAGGAGCUGUUCGCUGCUGAUGCGUUAUCACCAGGAGAGGGGAAAGGGGAGGGGAGGGCUUACAAGCCCAGUUCCGCGGAACAUCCUGCAAACAAGUCCGGGAGUCGAAACCAAACUCCGCUCAGUGUUUCCCCCCCCCCUCGCGGCGCUUCGCUCCCUCCGUGCUCGUGUCGUGAUGCCGCUCCGUGGGGAGGAAGUCUCAGCGCUCCAGCUCUAGUUGCCCUGCUGGACAUAUGAGUGAGCGCCGUUUUAUUGUUUUCGUCUCCGAAUGCACGGCGGUGGGACAUCCGGCAUGGAGAGUCCGUAGGAGGAGGAGGAGGAGACCACGGUCGCUACUGGUUUGGUAAAGAGAGCGCGAGCGCACCGACGCACGCGCUUUUCUGCGCUCGAGAUGGACUUCAAGAAGACAAAAUUUGGAAGGUACAUGAACUGCAGGGUGCCGGCCAACAAGAGAUACCAGCCCACAGAGUACGAACACGCAGCCAACUGUGCCACACACGCGAUUUGGAUUCUUCCCAGCAUGGUGGGCGGGUCUGUGCUUUACUUCCUGUCUGUGGACAAAUGGCACCGGGUGGCCGCCUUGCUCUAUGGGAGCGGUCUGACCGGCCUCUUCCUCACCUCGACGCUCUUCCACACGGCUGCCUGGAAGAUCAGCCAUCUCCGGAAGGUGGAGGAACGUUUCCACAAGUGUGACCGGAUGGCCAUCUACUUCUUCAUCGCUGCCUCCUAUUCUCCCUGGUUGAUGCUGAGGGAGCUGGGACCCUGGACGUACCACAUGCGCUGGCUGAUCUGGGUCAUGGCUUGCGUUGGGUCCACGUACGUCUUUUUUUUCCACGAGAGGAACAAACUGGGAGAGCUGCUGGGAUAUGUGACAAUGGGGGCUGUUCCUGCGUUGGUCAUUCUGUCCAUGGUGGACCGCGCAGGUGUGUGCGAACUCGCUCUGGGAGGCGUCUUCUACGCGGUGGGCGUGGCCUUCUUCAAGAGCGAUGGGCUUGUCCCAUUCGCCCACGCCGUAUGGCAUCUUUUCGUUGCGGUCGGAGCGGGCAUUCAUUACUACGCCAUCUGGAGGUACCUGUACCUGGCGGGACCACAGCCGCAGACGUCGAGGUGACGGACAGCUUUCCAGCCGAUCUCACUGGAGGAUAAACACUGGAAGCUGCCGAUUCGAAACCCGAAGGCGGCUACUGAAGGCCGCACUUAAACGGACCGAAGAGUUUCAUCUUGGGUUGGUGCUGAUGAUUAAACUCUCAGUUUUAGGGACGAAACACCUGAUCAAAGCCAGUACAGUAUGAUAAAUGGGAGCUUAUUCUAAUAUAUUAUUGUGAUUCUGCUGUUAAAGAGCUGACUAAGAGCAUUAUUUGUAUUAAGUUUUCAUUUGUUUCUCCAGCUCAAGGACUGGUAAACCUCAUCCAUGUGUGCCUAAAUAGAAAACUGCAAAAGUUUUAAGCACUUUAAGCCUACUUUUUUUUUUUUAAGCAAUAACUUAUAUCACUGCUAAAAUAUUUUCUGUUGUUGCUAAACAUAUAUAGGUUUAGCAUUGAAAUAUCUUCAGUAGAAUAAUUUAAGGUCUAUGGUGGCUCAAGUGUUGAAAUUGUUCACAUUUUGUCAUGCUACAACCACAGAUGUCAACGGGUUUAAUGGUGAUUUUAUGAGACAGUAACCCAACAAAAAGGUGGUGCAUAAUUGUGAAGUAAAAGAAGAAUAAUAGACUUAUUUAGGUUGACGCUUACACUCGGAGCUGCAACAAAAGCUUAAAUCGAGUCAUGUUCGUGAGAAUGAACGGCUCAAUUAAAGUUCAGACGUAGGUCAGGUUCUUUUGGAAAGAAGAAAUUUUAGUCUCAAGAUGCAUCAUUCCACCUCAAAACACAAGCGCACCGCACUUUUCAGACUUUCAUUGACAAAGAAAUGUGAGAACCAUAAUUUUUUUUCUACUUCACAGUCAUAUCACAUAAAACCCCAUUAAACCACGUCAACGUUGAUGAUCGUAACAUGAGAAAAUGUAAAGUUUAAGGGGUAAAUGUACUUUUGCAGUGCAUAAUGGCUGCAGAUAAAUUAUCUCUGAAGCUAAAUGAAGAUCAUUGUCAGUGGAAUGUUGAUUGGCUGUCAGGGGAAAAACCAGAAUGUCUUUUCUAUGCUAAGCUAGCAUAGGAGCUACUUUAUGUCAGCAUGAAGCAAUAAUUUACAAGAUGGUCGUUUUAGUGGUCCAGAUUCAGAGUUGUGAAGAGUUUCUAAAGGACUCGAAAAAUUCUUUGGGGGAGGAUUUUGGCUGUCUUUUCCAUGCAAGUCUAGUUCAAGUACCAGAUCCUGGUAGCAUGUUGUGUCAUAUGGAGGACAAAAGAAGAAGAAUCGGUAUCAGAGACGGGUCCCUUACAAGAUGCAUCGUUUUCUCCUUGGGAAUCACAACAUCUCAGCAAAAAUAUUAUUUUCCUUUUUUUAAAACAGGAAUCUGGUUUUUGCUUUUCGUUACAGGCUGCUGGUAACAAAGUGCCCAAAGAUCCAGUUCAAAAUGAGUUCUUUGCUCAGUUGGGUUGUGUAUGUUUGCACUCAACACUAAUUCAACAAUAAGCAGCGACAAUUACUGAAUAAUUUAUAGGCUGGACUUAGCUGACGUAAUGAACAACAUGAAACUGAUCAGCUGUUGGCAGUGAAAAUGAAAAGAAAUUGGUGAUAUCUCAAGGUUUUUUCACAGUAACUGUUUGCUUUGGGGUUCCAAAAGUUACCAGCCACUUUUAAUAACUGACUUUGUCACACGGUGAGAGUUUAAGGGAGGCAUUCUUUUAAAGAUAUGCUCUGUGUUUGGCUAAGAAGUUCUGGUUAAAAGUCCACUCAUCCGGUGGACCGAGAGCGUGGGGAGCAAUGGAGACGGACCUAAAGCUCCUGUGGAUCAACAGCUGCUCUCAGGAUGAAUAUCGUCUGAUUGUAAUUUUGUUGUUGAUUUUUAUUGUUUGUGAAGGUGUCGCUAAUUAAUUUUACACGAUUUGCUAUGGUAACAUGUCGAGGUUAAAUAACUCCAAUCUGGGAUAGUUAAAGAUGCGUCAUAGAGAACUGACAAAAGGAAAGGUUUUAAAUUGUACAGGCAAAUUCAAGACGGACUGCAGGGGAUCUAAAAAAGUGUGUUGGCAAAUAAAAUGAGACGAUAAAUUAUUCUUUUUUUUUUUGCAAAUUUAACACGUUGUAGUUG
Messenger RNA from Poecilia latipinna (sailfin molly), 4168 nucleotides. It is a transcript of the gene mmd2a, whose product is annotated as monocyte to macrophage differentiation-associated 2a. The record is from RefSeq and is a predicted model, not a curated record. Gene Ontology annotation, cellular component: membrane. The coding region runs from base 1379 to 2098 and encodes 239 amino acids. Lineage: Eukaryota; Metazoa; Chordata; Actinopteri; Cyprinodontiformes; Poeciliidae. Gene Ontology annotation, molecular function: pore-forming activity. The transcript has 7 exons.